This is a messenger RNA of Gossypium raimondii (Peruvian cotton), 979 nucleotides long. RefSeq names its product ATP synthase subunit d, mitochondrial-like. Bases 410 to 733 code for a protein of 107 amino acids. Gene Ontology annotation, biological process: proton motive force-driven ATP synthesis. The transcript is spliced from 4 exons. The record is from RefSeq and is a predicted model, not a curated record. Gene Ontology annotation, molecular function: proton transmembrane transporter activity. NCBI's taxonomy places the organism in Eukaryota, Viridiplantae, Streptophyta, Magnoliopsida, Malvales, Malvaceae.
CCAAAACUUGAUUUUUGGUUACCCGCUCAUUACUACAUCUUCUUGCCAUCUCAGUCGUACGCCCUAAAUCCCCAAAUAAAAGUUUGUUUUUCUUCAGCUGAAAUCCCCCAAAUUUCCCAUAUCCAACAACACCAGUCAAUACACCUACACCAAUCACACUUCUUUUUCUUUUCAUUUCACUGCACUGAAUUCACUCACCAUAGCUACUCCUUUUCUCUCGAUCUGUUAGGGUUUCUUUUAAUUUUAGGCUUUCAAUACAGUUUCCUUUUAAUUUUACUGGAAGGAGUUGAAAGAUAAAGGAAACGAAGAGGGGAGUAAGGCUGUUCGCUGAAAUAAAGAGAUAAAAAAAAAGGUUGAAGAUGAUGAUUUUCAGGUUUUUUUUACGGUAAGGUGUUCCACGAGCACCUUCAUGGAAUUAACUGUGUUAAAUGGAGCUGCUUCCUUUUCACUGUUUACUUGGCAUAUUGGUUGGUUACAAUGCGUAGAGAUCCCCAAGUUUGUUGACACAGUUACUCCUCAAUUCAAACCGAAAUUUGAUGCAUUGUUGGUUGAAUUGAAAGAAGAAGAGCAGAAAUCUUUGAAAGAGUCCGAGCGUUUGGAGAAAGAAAUUGCCGACGUUCAGGAACUGAAGCAAAAGAUCAGCACCAUGACAAUAGAUGAGUACUUUGAGAAACAUCCCGAACUAAAAAAGAAAUUCGAUGAUGAGAUCCGCAAUGACAAUUGGGGAUAUUGAGACAUGUUUGGUAAUAUAAGGGUCAAGCCACAAACUUGCUACAUAUGUAUGAUUAGUAAUGACCAGGAAAGGUUUCUCGUAUAGAGUUACCUUUAUAAAAUUAUGCAUGCUUAGUAUUGUCUUGUUAUCAGAGGAUCCAAUAAUCUUAAACCUAAAACUAGUAUAUCGAAUAGCAAGACAGCCUUGUGUAAAGCAACAAUUGGUUUUGGAAUAUAAUAGACAAUAUUUCACUUGCAGUUUGUAAAA